AUGGCGGAGCGGCCCAAGCUCACUGGUUCCGGCACUUUGCCCAUCAUUCAACCGCUGCACCCUGAGCCCCCCACGGCCUUCUCUCCAGCCCCCACGGCCAUGGCCUUCACCCCAGCGCCACUAGAGGAUACAUCUUCACGCCCGCAAUUCUGCAAGUGGCCAUGUGAGUGCCCGCCGUCCCCACCCCGCUGCCCGCUGGGGGUCAGCCUCAUCACAGAUGGCUGUGAAUGCUGUAAAAUGUGUGCUCAGCAGCUCGGGGACAACUGCACAGAGGCAGCCAUCUGUGACCCCCACCGGGGCCUCUACUGUGAUUACAGUGGGGACAGCCCGAGGUACGCAAUAGGAGUGUGUGCACAGGUGGUCGGCGUGGGCUGCGUCCUGGACGGGGUGCGCUACACCAACGGCCAGUCCUUCCAGCCCAAUUGCAAGUACAACUGCACGUGCGUGGACGGCGCGGUGGGCUGCACACCCCUGUGCUUGCGCGCGCGCCCCCCGCGCCUCUGGUGCCAUCGCCCCCGGCGGGUCAGCGUCCCCGGCCGCUGCUGCCAGCAGUGGGUGUGCGACCACGACACCAGGAGGCCACGCAAGACAGCGCAGCGCCACAUCGGCCCCCUAGCGGCCACAGGUGAGAUGGAGCCGUGGCACGGGAACUGCCUGGCCUACACAAGCCCCUGGAGUCCCUGCUCCACCACCUGCGGCCUGGGGGUCUCCACGCGCAUCUCCAACGCCAACAGCCACUGCUGGCCCAAGCAAGAGAGCCGCCUCUGCAACCUGCGGCCCUGUGACGUGGACGUGCGUCCACACAUCAAGGAAGGGAAGAAGUGUUUGGCUGUGUACCAGCCAGAGGCACCCAUGAACUUCACCCUCGCCGGCUGCAACAGCACACGCUCCUACCGGCCGAAGUACUGUGGGGUCUGCAUGGACAGCAGGUGCUGCAUCCCCUACAAGUCCAAGACCAUCGAUGUCUCCUUCCAAUGUCCCGACGGGCCUGGCUUCUCCCGCCAGGUCCUAUGGAUUAAUGCCUGUUUCUGCAACCUGAGUUGUAGGAAUCCCAACGAUAUCUUUGCUGACUUAGAAUCCUACCCUGACUUCUCAGAAAUCGUCAAUUAG
This is a messenger RNA of Odobenus rosmarus divergens (Pacific walrus), 1110 nucleotides long. RefSeq names its product WNT1 inducible signaling pathway protein 1 (gene CCN4). The coding region runs from base 1 to 1110 and encodes 369 amino acids. Gene Ontology annotation, biological process: cell adhesion; signal transduction. Gene Ontology annotation, molecular function: integrin binding; heparin binding. Gene Ontology annotation, cellular component: extracellular region; extracellular matrix. Lineage: Eukaryota; Metazoa; Chordata; Mammalia; Carnivora; Odobenidae. The record is from RefSeq and is a predicted model, not a curated record. The transcript is spliced from 5 exons.